ACUUUACUAAAAUCACUUGCACAACAACCGACGUUCAUGGCCCUCAACAAUUCAAGCAACUGCCGCCUCGAUCAACUUGCCGUCUGUAGUGCUAACAAUAGAAAGCUUGAAAGCUCGUUAUCAGAUACCUUUCUUACGUACCAAAGUAAAUCAAGAUGGACGCCGAGAAAGUUGCCGAGUUGCGUAAGAAGCGUCAGUUCAAGAAGUUCACCUUCCGUGGUAUUGAGCUUGAACAGCUCUUGGACUUGACCAAUGAUGAGUUGAUGGAUCUGGUCACCGCACGUGCUCGUCGUCGCAUGUCCCGUGGACUCAAGCGAAAGCCCAUGGCACUCAUCAAGCGUCUGCGACAGGCCAAGAAGGAGGCACCUCCAGGCGAAAAACCACGUGGUAUCAAGACCCAUCUCCGAAACAUGGUCAUUGUCCCGGAAAUGAUCGGAUCCAUCAUUGGUAUCUACAAUGGAAAAAUGUUCUGUGGUGUGGAAAUGAAACCCGAAAUGAUCGGAAUGUACCUUGGAGAAUUCGCUAUUACAUACAAACCCGUCAGGCACGGACGACCUGGAGUUUCGGCCGCUCAUCAAACUCGUUUCAUUCCUCUCUAGAAAAGCAAACAAAAAGUCAAACCAGUGCAAGGGCUCUCUUUUCCUCCCACUCACUGCAGCAAGCAACCUCCCAAAACAGAUAUUCUAAGCACGUAAUAGUACCUCCUUUCCUUGCUCGCUUGACAAGGGGUC
Seminavis robusta is the source of this 731-nucleotide messenger RNA. The record is from the annotation of a GenBank genome assembly. NCBI's taxonomy places the organism in Eukaryota, Bacillariophyta, Bacillariophyceae, Naviculales, Naviculaceae.